Molecule: messenger RNA, 3703 nt
Organism: Phyllostomus hastatus (greater spear-nosed bat)
Lineage: Eukaryota; Metazoa; Chordata; Mammalia; Chiroptera; Phyllostomidae
Product: interferon-induced protein 44-like
Exons: 9
Coding region: 108-1469 (453 amino acids)
Source: RefSeq, a predicted model, not a curated record
CACUGGGUCUCAGCAGAACCUUCUGUCUCCAGUGUGACUUCUACAUAAGCCAGAGAGAGCAGCUGAUCGUCCAUUUACAUCUAAUUCUUAAAAACAGAUUCAGAAUAAUGGGAGUGACAACCAGAUUGACAUGGAAUGAGGAAAAAAGUCUGCAAAAGCUGCUUGGAAGUGUUUCCUUGAGUCUUCUUUAUAAAUCCAGUGUCCAUGGAUAUUCCCUUAGUGAGAUGUUUGCUAGGUGCAGUCAUCAGGGGUCCACUAUAACAGUGAUUUACCUUCCUAAAGAAAUUGUUGGGGUCUUUAUCCAUGGGCACUAUCCUACAAUGAGUGUAAAUUUUGGAAAACCAGACUCUUCCUUCUAUUUUUCAUUAAAAAAUGAUGAAACUGAAAUAAAAACUGCAUUUUUAAAUACAACACUACAAAUGGAUCAUAAAAUACUGAGGGCUUAUCACCCUAAUUUUAAGAACAUUUUCUCCUUAAUUCCAAGUGAUUCCUUAGUUUCUCUACAUCCAUUGUUAGUAAAUGGAUUAGGAGUAAAUUUCAAGGCCUCAAAAUAUUUGGAAUGUGAAGUUUUUCGAGUUGAAGGAAUUGAGGAUGGUAACGGCUACAUAAGCAGGAUAACAGGAGCCGCACAGCAUAGACAUAAGCUCCUAGCAAACCUCAGAGCCUACAAACCCUCUGAAGAUUUGGUUUCAGAAAUUCGUAUUCUUUUGCUGGGUCCAGUUGGGUCUGGAAAGUCCAGUUUUUUCAAUUCAGUGAAGUCUGUUUUCCAAGGCCAUGUGACUCACCAAGCCGCUGUGGGGUUCGAUAGCACCAGCAUUACUGAACUGUAUAGGAUAUAUUCUAUUAAAGAUGGAAAAGAUGGAGAAUCUCUGCCAUUUAAGUUGUGUGACUCCAUGGGGCUGGAUGAGAAAGAAGGAACAGGAUUGUGUAUGGAUGACAUACGCCACAUCUUAAAAGGCUGCAUGCCAGACAGAUAUCAUUUUAGUCCCCAGCAACCAAUUACAUCCAGACAUCCUAGCUUCAUCACCUCUCCAUCACUGAAGGACAGGAUUCAUUGUGUGGCUUAUGUCUUGGAUAGCAGCUCUAUCAACAUUCUGUCCUCUAAAAUGGUGGAAAAGUUAAAGCGAGUUCAAAAAGAAGUAUUAAACUGUGGUAUACAACAGGUAGCCUUGCUUACUAAUGUGACAAAUUACCAAAAAGUUCUUCAAGAUGACUUUUUAAACAUGAAAAAAUGUGUGACUUCUGAAUACAAGAUAAUGCAAGUUCAAGAAAUGCUACACAUUCCUACUUCUAAUAUUUUGAUGGUUGAAAAUUAUACUUCAGAAUUAGAACUGAACCCUUUAAAGGACAUCCUGAUCCUCUCUGCUCUGAGGCAGAUGUUACGAGCUGCAGAUGACUACUUAGAUGAUUUGCCUUUUGAAGAAACAGAUGAAGUUGUGGGAAUGUCCCAGCUCCAUAUGUGUGAUUAGUUGCCCUGAUUCUGACACUUGGCCCAAACAUGGAUUGGCAAGCCUCAAUCAGAGUUGCUCUCUGCUGCCAGCCUCUUUGAGACUGUGUUCAUCAUGCUUUGCCUUCUGUCCCUAACAGCAUCUGAUAGUUCAUUCUAGAAUCAGUCUAAUCUCAAGGUUAAAAGCCAACCCUAAGCAGUGGUGGGCCAAAAUAUCCCUACUGUAAACCACCCUUCUUAUUUCUGUACCAUUUGCAAUUUAAUUUCUGUGACACAUUCUUAAACCCUCCUAGUCAAAUUAACUAUUUCUUUACCUAUUAAUUUAUAACACUUUAAUUAACACUCUAUGUGAGUAGUAUUCAUAUUGAAUAAUAACUGUACAAUGACUACACAGAUAUUUGCUUCCCUAAAUAGGCCAUGAAUACUUUAAGAAGCCAGGUUUGGAUUUUACUUAUUUUUGUGUUCACAGAACUUUACACAGUAUCUGGCAGGAAGCAAGCAUACCAGUCAUUAUGCAUCCCCUUUGACCUUCCCAGAAUGGCAAUGUGUACUUAAGUUUUUCUCCUUAUAAAAAGGAAGACUAGGAAACAAUGAAACGCUAGAAAGAGGAAAUGGAAAUAAAGGAGAGUGAAUGUUUCACUUAUAACUGAAUGAAAAUAGGAAUUGAAGUUAAUUAAAAAAGAGCAAACAUUUCUUAAGGACUUAGAUUCUUUUUCUGUGAAAAAAAUAAAUUUUCUUCCCCUAAGGAACUGAUGCCUGAUUUCCGGUAAUUGAAUUCCAAACUAUCCUAACCAUGUCUCCAAAGAAGAGUUAUCAAAAUAAGAUUACUAGUGCAUGUCAGUUAGAGGUUUGUCAUAUACAAGUGCUCCCAAAUGAUUCUAAAAUCCUUCAGGAAGCUAUAAAAGUUAGGGCUAUAAAUAAAGAAUACAUGAAUUCAUGAAGAUAUAUUUCAGUUUUUUCCCCUAAAGCAAACUUCACUCUUUUUUCUAAAUUUCUUAGACUUUUUCAAAUGAAUAUGUUUUGCUUCAAUAGUUAUUUAUAGUAAAGCAGUCUAAUUUAUGUUUAAUCAGAAUUAUUGUCUUCUUUGGGAAGUCCUGGGUAGUAUGAGGGGAAGAAUUCCUUAGAGAUAGUUACUAAAAAUAUUUCCUAAAGCAGUGCUUCAUGUGAAAUUGUGCUCAAAUGAAUGUUCAAGAGCCAUGAUGCAGUGGAAGAGAUAAAUGGAGUCUUUAGAUCUUGGAAUAGAAUCAUCAUAGAUAUUGAGGAGUAGAGCCAGAGCAGAUAUUGGGAACAGAAGUAAAGUGGCAGCCAGGAUGGUUAUGAUGUGGAUCUAGGGAGUAAUAGAUCCAAAAAGUAAGGUGUGUUCAUUUUCACAUAAUCCAGAGAGGGGGAUGCUAUAACUAUAUUUCUUUGAGAGAGAUUGAAGGUGAUUUAAGAGCCACCAUUGUGCUCACCCACUAUGGGGCCAUAAUUAAUCCAUUUCCAGAGUGGUGCCAGCAAAAAAUAUAGGCAGAAACAGGUUUUGCUAGAGGCAACAUUUGAUUCAAGGUGUAAGUUUUUUUACUUAUUUGAAGGGGAAGCAGGGAGUACCCUUACAAAGGAGAUGACAAUUCUGAAAGGAAGAGCAGUAAUGGAGAGAUGAAGAGAUUAAAAAAUAAGGGAUUACCCAGGUAAACUAACAUUGUUUGAAAGUAUAAAUAUUGAGGCUACCAAAAGUUUCCAUUUUUGUAGUAAAAAAGGUAGUGUUAGAUAAAUGAUGUCACAACUUCUGAUCCUCUGGCUCUGUACUACUUUGGGAACAUUUAAAAAUCCAAUGGAGUUACGUGUAUAUUUGGAAUUUAGGUUGGAAAAGAUGACUGGAGGGGGGUCUCAAAAAGAAAGAAAAUGAAUAAGUGGAACUAUAUCAUACUACGAAGCUUCUGUGCAACAAAGGAAACCAUCAGCAAAAUGAAAAGGCACUCUACUGAAUGGGAGAAAAUACUUGCAAAUCAUAUAUAUUAUGAGGGGCUAGUAUACAAAGCAUAUAAAACUCAUGCAACUCAGUAGCAGAAAAACAAACCAUCUGAUUAAAAAUUGAGCAAGAUAGUUCAUUAUAGGUGUAUAAAAAUACCACCAAUUUCUGAAUAUUAAUCUUGGUUCCUGUUACUUGACUGAAUUCAUGUAUCAGUUCUAAUAGUUUUUUGGUGGAGUCUUUACAGUUUUCUAUAUACAGUAUCAUGUCACCUGCAAAUAAAGACAGUUUUACUUCUUCCUUUUCAA